UCUGUUCUGAGAGAGAGAUGGCGUUGGAUUACAAACCUCCAGAAGAGUUCGUAGUCAACAACUUACAGCCCCUUGCUGACUUCGAUGUGACGGGAUCGACGGAGCUCUGGCUCAUCCAGUGCCCUAUGAGCCACGUUCCGGAGAUUGAAGGGAAGGAGCUUAAGGUUAAGCUUGGUGAAGAUGGAGUCUUGGGACGUUUCGAGGAUUCUCCUGGUAAAGAGGUUGAACUUGUUAGCUUUGCUUCUCAAGAAGGUGAUGCAACUGUGAUUAUACCUUGUGAGAACGAAUCAAAGAUCGUUGGGAAGAUUUCGAGGCGAGUUUCGUUGGUUCGGUUCCCUGAACCGGAAGAGCUUCUUGAGACAUUUAAAACUCAGCAGAAGGCUUUGAGAGCUGUGACGAGUUCCUCUGUUAGAAACUCUAAUCCAGCUAUGAGUAGCAGGCGUAAAAGCAAACAAUUCAGACAAAAGCUAGCUACAAAACCAGAAAGUUCACAAGUAUUUUUGCCAGUCACUAUCCGUGCCCGCGCAGUGGCUGAUCCCCCGAGCGGUGAUAGGAACCAGAGAUGUUACUCUACAAUGUCAGUAACUUUGUCGUGA
Molecule: messenger RNA, 596 nt
Organism: Brassica oleracea var. oleracea
Lineage: Eukaryota; Viridiplantae; Streptophyta; Magnoliopsida; Brassicales; Brassicaceae
Product: mediator-associated protein 2-like
Exons: 2
Coding region: 18-596 (192 amino acids)
Source: RefSeq, a predicted model, not a curated record